AUGGAAGUUCCUCAUCAGUUUGAGUUGACAGAUAGGAAAUUUGAAAAAUAUCGUAAAGAUCAUUAUAGUAGUUUAUCAACAUCAAAUAAAGAGAUUACUUUAUGUAAUACCAGUGAAUUAGAGAUAUUAAAAGAUAAUAUUGGAUUAAAUAAUGUUACAAUGGAUUAUUUAAUUGCCCUUUUGACGGAGAAAAAAAAACUUGUAAUACUUCCAAAACUUUUUCCAAAUAUCAGUCGCCUUUUGGAUGAAGAAAUAGGCCGAGUACGUAGUGUUGCAAUUGUUCAAGAGAAAAUAUUUGUUCCAGUUAAAGAAUAUCCUGAAUAUAAUUUUGUUGGACGUAUACUUGGUCCUCGAGGAAUGACAGCUAAACAAUUGGAACAUGAAACAAAUUGUAAAAUUUUAGUUAGAGGAAAAGGUUCUAUAAAAGAUAAAAAGAAGGAAGAGGCUAAUUAUGGAAAACCAAAUUGGGAGCAUUUGGAAGAAGAAUUACAUGUUUUGAUACAGUGCGAAGAUACACCAAAUCGUGCAAAGAUUAAAAUUAAGAAUGCCAUAAAACAAAUAGAGAAACUUCUUAUUCCAGCUCCUGAGGGAUCAGAUGAAUUAAAGAGGAAACAGUUAAUGGAGCUUGCCAUUAUCAAUGGAACAUAUCGUCCUUCACUUAGUUAUAAGUUAUCUGUCUCCAAUUCAAAUAAUCUUUCACCUUUUAUUAUCAAUCCUCAGAUAUGUAGUAAUUCAAGUAAAACGAUGUCGUUUCCAAUAUAUCCUGAUUCUCCACUUUUUUCUACACCUCCCAUUACAUCACCAUUAAUUACCCCAUCGUUAACAGAUAAAUGUGGAACACCAACAUUACAAAAACAAUUUGAUUUUAAUUUAUCAACUUUUGAAGGCAGGCUUAAUCAGUUUGAUUCACUUAGAAUUAGCAACACAAAAUUGUUGGGAGGAAUCUCUUAUACUCCUAAUGUCUUUAAUUCUUCAACAAAUAAUGAAAUAUUAUCUUACUUCCAAGCUGGUAAGACUAAAAAACAAGCAUGUAACACACUUAUCUGA
Strongyloides ratti is the source of this 1047-nucleotide messenger RNA. Its product is annotated as Protein quaking. Gene Ontology annotation, molecular function: mRNA binding. The record is from RefSeq and is a predicted model, not a curated record. Lineage: Eukaryota; Metazoa; Nematoda; Chromadorea; Rhabditida; Strongyloididae. Gene Ontology annotation, biological process: regulation of mRNA splicing, via spliceosome. Bases 1 to 1047 code for a protein of 348 amino acids. Gene Ontology annotation, cellular component: nucleus. The transcript has 3 exons.